CCAUUUCCAGAGGGAUGCAAAUCCGUCCAGGGCAACACUUGCACUCCAAACCUCUCUUCACAUCUCUUGCUCGUAGACCUCUGGAGUUCAGCAAUCAUGGCCAAUGGCGCCCUGGAGAUCGUGGGAAUGUGUGUGACCCUGAUCGGGCUCAUUGGGGCAGCAGCCAGCACUGGAAUGCCAAUGUGGCGGGUGACAGCUUUUAUUGGCGAGAACAUCAUUGUGAUGGAGACUCGAUACGAGGGAUUGUGGAUGAACUGCUAUCGGCAAGCGAAUAUUCGAAUGCAGUGUAAAGUGUACGAUUCUUUGCUAGCGCUUUCUCCUGAUCUUCAGGCCGCUAGGGGACUCAUGUGCUGCUCCGUGGCUUUGACCGGUCUGGGUUUACUGAUCGCGAUCGUAGGGAUGAGAUGCACGGCGUGCAUCCAGGACAAUGACCGAGCCAAGCGGAUGAUUCUAAUCAUAUGCGGUUGCAUGAUUCUCAUGGGUUGCCUCUGCUGCAUCAUUCCCGUCUCAUGGACCGGUCAUGCAAUCAUUCAAGAUUUCUACAACCCGCUACUCAUCGACGCCCAGCGUAGGGAACUAGGUGAAGCACUCUACAUCGGUUGGGUGUCGUCUGCAUUCCUGUUCGCCGGUGGGUGCAUAUUUAUCUGCUGUAAUGGCCCCCUAGACAAGGGCCCUGAUCCAAACAGAUACAUGUACACAAGGAACGCCCCCUAUGUGGCCUAUCAGCCUCAACCUGUGGCCUAUGUCCCCCAACCGCGGUCGGUUUACAGCCAUCCAUCUGGUCCGCCGUCAUUCAUUCAGCCAUCUUACCAACCAUCCAGACAGCAGUCGUUCAUCCAGCCCUCAAGACAACAGUCCUUCAUACAACAAUCCAGACAUCCGUCCGCCCAUAGAUCCGUCGCCUAUCUCUGAAAUACAGCAGGACAUUUCAAAGGCAUGUAUUUUCAUGUGUAAUGUAUGUGUAUGUGUGCGUGCACGUUAGAGAGGAAGUGAAAAACUUAAUGAACUUGUUGUAAACAAAGGAUUUUAUAAAGAAAUUUGAAUCUAGAAUAUUUUAUAUUUCAAAGGUAACAGCCUACAUUUUCACACGUUUUUUUCCAUUUCAUGUUUGUUGGAAAUAUUGUUAGCAAUUUCAGCUUUUUUAAAAAGAUGUUAAUAUACGCACUCUGAGAACUGACUGAUGAAAAUGAUGAAGAAUUGUUUUAAUGAAGUUUGUUGUUGUUGUUUUAUAUGAUUCAUUGUAAAGUACUGAUCAAAUACCUCAUGUCAUUGUUACUUGGGGUAUUUUGCAUUAUUUGAAGCUGACUAAAAUAUAAACUAGACUAAUAAAAGUGUUUAAUACUUGACUAUUAUUUUUGGAAACAUCAAAAGCCCAAAGUAGUGAUAUGAAUCUGUAAAUACUCUCAGGUUAAGAUAUUUAGCUUUGAAAUGGUAGUUUGUACUAGUACAUUUUUUAAAUAAAAUUGGAAUGCAUUAACAGUAAAUCAUGCAUUAUGAACUAACAUUAAGAACGAGCAUUUGUAUUGUCAUAAAUUAAUAUUGACCAAUAAAUGCUUAAAAAAUUGUUCAUUGUUAAUUCAUGACACCUACUGUAAUUCAUUAACUAAUGUUAACAAAUAGAACCUUAUUGUAAAGUGUUAACAAACAAUUCAAAUGCUUGGAGAAUCAAAUGGAAAAUGAGUUUGAAUUGUUUUGGUCUCUACUGUGUAUUUGUUCAAGGAAUAAUUCUUAGAUGAAAUCUGUAUGAUUCAUUGGAGGUUUUUCUCAUUAAGUCACAGGGUUAUAGGCAGGCGCUUGUGUGCUGAACUGCCAAUCCUUUAUUUGCUAAAUUUGGUGGUUUAGUUCAGUUCAGUGCAUUGGUGAUCUCUGUGCCCUAUGGCUUCAGAUAAACAGAAAACUGCUGUGAAAUGUAAAACAGCUAUUGUCUUGAGUGUAGACACACCCAGAGACACACAAGAGCAUGUUAUGUUAGCAGUAGUGCUACGACAGAACAAGGAAACUGAACUGUAAACGGUGGAGAAUCGGAAACGAAAAUAUACCACACACAUACAAAACUGGACCAGCAGCUUUGUUAAAGCUGGAACUGCAUCUUUUUUGACAUUUUGAGAUCUGUGUUACUGUGGACUUUGUUAAAAGCUAUGGAUAUAUUUCAACAGAAUGGAUAUUUUUUCUGUAUCAGACGAGCUACAAUGCUAUGAACAUAUAAAAAGAUUAGUAAAAGAGCAUUAAUUGAAAAUAAACAUUUGCAAUGAGCAGCAAGUGAACUCUGCUGUGAAUUAAUCCUGAUAUUAUUUAGCAGAGAUGGGCCACUUCUAUUAAAAUAAAUGGGAGAAAUCGGAAUGCCCAACGGCAGCCAACGGUCAACGGAUGUAGAAAAGGAGUCCUGCCUUAAAGGUAAAAGAGCCAAUCACCUUUUAGAUACAGACAUCACCUGUCAAUCAACUCAACAACCCAGGCUUGAUGGAAAUUUCAGUCUUUUCCCAUUCAAGUAGAUAGGAGCGUCACUGACAUGACUGGAAAUAGCCUUCCGAGAGCGUUCCAAAGAUGGCCUGACUUGCUAGAAAGACUUUGAUUAAUCUAUUGACAAUCUACUGCAACAUUUGAUUUUUCCCCUUUUUCUCCCAAUUUGGAAUGCCCAAUUCCCAAUGCGCUCUAAGUCCUCGUCGUCGCAUAAUGAUUCACCUCAGUCCAGGAGGCAGAGGACGAAUCCCAGUUGCCUCCGUGUCUGAGACAGUCAACCCAUACAUCUUAUCAUGUGGCUUGUUGAGCGCAUUGCCACGGAGACAUAACGCGUGUGGAGGCUUCACCACACUCAAUUCACCAUGCACCCCACCGAGAACAAACCAUUAUAGUGACCAUGAGGAGGUUACCCCAUGUGACUCUACCCUCCCUAGCAACCGGGCCAAUUUGGUUGCUUAGGAGACCUGGCUGGAGUCACUCAGCACGCCCUGGGAUUCAAACUAGCAAACUAGCGAACUCCAGGGGUGGUAGCCAGUGUAUUUUACCACUGAGCUACCCAGGCCCCACAACAUUUGUUCAUUAAACAAAACCGGCAAACAUGACUGAUGAAGGCCCUGCUAGAGGCUGAAAUGUCAUGUUUUUAAUCCAAUAAAGAUAAGGAUUUUUCAACAUAGA
Molecule: messenger RNA, 3135 nt
Organism: Myxocyprinus asiaticus (Chinese sucker)
Lineage: Eukaryota; Metazoa; Chordata; Actinopteri; Cypriniformes; Catostomidae
Product: claudin-8-like
Exons: 1
Coding region: 97-912 (271 amino acids)
Biological process (GO): bicellular tight junction assembly; cell adhesion
Cellular component (GO): plasma membrane; bicellular tight junction
Molecular function (GO): structural molecule activity
Source: RefSeq, a predicted model, not a curated record